AUGAAAAAAAUUCCAACAACCACAACAGCUUCCUCUUCAACAACCACAGCUGCUCCAACAACAACCAAAGAUGCACCCACAACAACCACAUAUACUCUAACAACUACUACAGAAAUUCCAACAACCACAACAGCUUCCUCUUCAACAACCACAGCUGCUCCAACAACAACGACAGCUUUCCCCACGACAACCACAGUUGCUGCUACUACUACAACGACAACCACAGCCGCAGCUCUGACAACCACAGCCAGCCCCACAUCAACCACAGCUUCCCCCACAUCAAACACAGAUGCUGCUACGACAACAACAGCCGGCCCCACAACAUCCACAGCUGUUCAUACAACAACCGUAGCUACCCCCACAAGAACCACAGCUGCCGCUACAACAACCACAGCUUUUUACACAACAACCACACCUUCACCAAUGAUAACCACAGCUGUAACAACGAUAACUACAGCUUCUGCUACAACAACAACACCUGUUGCCCCAACCAGUGAUUCCACUGACCCUCCAACAGCAAAUGAAGGUGUACUUAUUCUGCAUUUCCGGCUGAAUAGCACAUUUCUGGAAGCCUACAAAAGUCCACAGUCCAAUGAGUACCUUAAUUUGGCUUCAAAUCUGACAACUGAGGUAAAUGUUGAUAAUUGA
Messenger RNA from Oncorhynchus tshawytscha (Chinook salmon), 648 nucleotides. Its product is annotated as integumentary mucin C.1-like. NCBI's taxonomy places the organism in Eukaryota, Metazoa, Chordata, Actinopteri, Salmoniformes, Salmonidae. Bases 1 to 648 code for a protein of 215 amino acids. The transcript is spliced from 3 exons. The record is from RefSeq and is a predicted model, not a curated record.